Molecule: messenger RNA, 814 nt
Organism: Solanum verrucosum
Lineage: Eukaryota; Viridiplantae; Streptophyta; Magnoliopsida; Solanales; Solanaceae
Exons: 3
Coding region: 72-608 (178 amino acids)
Cellular component (GO): chloroplast
Source: RefSeq, a predicted model, not a curated record
AUUUGGGGGCAAACCCAAAUAGUAAAAUACACGAUUUUGUCGGAAUUGGAUAAAGCUGAGGAAACAAAAGGAUGAUAGCAACUCAGAGUCUCUCCUCCUCCGUUCUACUGCCGUUGCUUUGCCCUACACCGCCGGUCCACAGCCGCGUCGCUCGUUCUCAACUUUCCGAUUUUGAGUUCGUGUCGAAACUUCCGUCAAUUACUUUCCUUUCCUCUCACAAAUUUUCUAAACGUACAAGGACUAGUACAGUUCGUGGAAUCAAUUCCAAUGACCCAAAAGAGUCGGCGUUCUUCGACGAAAACGGAGUCGUUGAAGAUAUGGAUAGCUAUCUCAAUUAUCUUUCCCUAGAGUAUGAUUCUGUCUGGGACACCAAACCCUCCUGGUGUCAACCUUGGACAAUAACUCUUACUGGAACAGUGAUAAUUAGCUUGAGCUGGCUGAUUCUGCACUCGGCUGUAGCCACUGCAGUAGUGAUGACUACAAUUGCGGCAUGGUGGUACAUCUUUCUUUAUUCUUACCCCAAGGCAUAUUCAAAUAUGAUUGAGGAGAGAAGAAAGAGGGUGACAAAAGGUCUAGAAGAUACAUAUGGAGAGAGGAAAAGCCAGUAACGGAAGGAGCAGGAACAACACUGCGUGCAUACCGAGGUGACGUAGAUUCAUUUCACAACGUUUGCAUUGUUAAACUGCGAGUCAAAGGACCCAAUAGGGAGAUCAAUGUAGCUUAAAUUUUUGCACUUGCUGUAAAUGUCAGACCCCUGGAGAACUCUUCAUAUGAAUGAAAACAACACAUUCUAUUCAUAUAUUUUAACUUCUCU